Molecule: messenger RNA, 1643 nt
Organism: Mus caroli (Ryukyu mouse)
Lineage: Eukaryota; Metazoa; Chordata; Mammalia; Rodentia; Muridae
Gene: Gja8
Product: gap junction protein alpha 8
Biological process (GO): cell-cell signaling; gap junction-mediated intercellular transport
Cellular component (GO): connexin complex
Molecular function (GO): gap junction channel activity
Source: RefSeq, a predicted model, not a curated record
AUAUCUGCUCAGUCGUGCAGCACAUUAGGGGCGGGGUAGGGAAGUGGGAGGUGGGCUUUUAGGUGGCAAAGGAAAGACACCAAAGUUGCCAUUUUACUGCGGAGCAGCAAGAGAGAAAGACAGCACCAGGUUCUCCGCGGGACGCUACUCAGACGUGAGCAAUGGGCGACUGGAGUUUCCUGGGAAACAUCUUGGAAGAGGUGAAUGAGCACUCCACUGUCAUCGGCAGAGUCUGGCUCACAGUGCUCUUCAUCUUCCGCAUCCUCAUCCUCGGGACAGCAGCGGAGUUUGUGUGGGGCGAUGAGCAAUCUGAUUUUGUAUGCAACACCCAGCAGCCAGGCUGUGAGAAUGUCUGCUAUGAUGAGGCCUUUCCCAUUUCACACAUCCGCCUCUGGGUCCUGCAGAUCAUCUUCGUCUCCACUCCAUCGCUGAUGUACGUGGGGCACGCGGUACACCACGUUCGCAUGGAGGAGAAGCGAAAGGACCGCGAAGCUGAGGAGCUCUGUCAGCAGUCACGUAGCAACGGGGGUGAGAGGGUACCAAUCGCCCCAGACCAGGCCAGCAUCCGGAAGAGCAGCAGCAGUAGCAAAGGCACCAAGAAGUUCCGGCUGGAGGGCACACUGCUAAGGACCUAUGUCUGCCACAUCAUCUUCAAGACCCUCUUUGAGGUGGGCUUCAUCGUGGGCCAUUACUUCCUGUAUGGUUUCCGCAUCCUGCCCCUCUAUCGCUGCAGCCGGUGGCCCUGCCCCAAUGUGGUAGACUGCUUUGUAUCCCGGCCUACUGAGAAGACCAUCUUCAUCCUCUUCAUGUUAUCAGUCGCUUUUGUGUCCCUCUUCCUCAACAUCAUGGAGAUGAGCCACCUGGGCAUGAAAGGAAUCCGGUCUGCCUUCAAGAGGCCUGUAGAGCAACCACUGGGGGAGAUUGCUGAGAAGUCCCUCCACUCCAUUGCAGUUUCCUCCAUCCAGAAAGCCAAGGGCUACCAGCUUCUAGAAGAAGAGAAGAUCGUAUCACACUAUUUCCCUUUGACAGAGGUUGGAAUGGUGGAGACCAGCCCUCUUUCGGCCAAGCCUUUUAGUCAGUUUGAGGAGAAGAUCGGCACAGGACCCCUGGCAGAUAUGUCACGGAGUUACCAAGAAACCCUGCCUUCUUAUGCUCAGGUGGGAGUCCAGGAAGUGGAGCGGGAAGAGCCGCCUGUAGAGGAGGCUGUGGAACCGGAAGUGGGAGAGAAGAAGCAAGAAGCAGAGAAGGUGGUCCCAGAAGGGCAGGAGACAGUUGCAGUGCCAGACAGGGAGAGAGUAGAGAUCCCUGGAGUGGGGAAGGAGGAUGAGAAAGAAGAGCUGCAAGCUGAAAAGGUAACCAAGCAAGGGCUGUCUGCAGAGAAGGCACCCUCACUCUGUCCGGAGCUGACAACCGAUGACAAUCGGCCCUUGAGCAGGCUGAGCAAAGCCAGUAGCAGGGCCAGGUCAGAUGAUCUCACCAUAUGACCUGGUGCAGAAGAAAGAUAUCCCACCUCCAGCCAAUACAGACCAAGAUAAACCCAGCUGGUGCCAAUAUACUUUGAGUCUUAUGUGUCCCUUGGUCCACCCCCACCCCUGGUUUGAUAGAUGCUGUUCUACAACAAUGCACGCUGUACAACUAGGGGA